AUGUUUCGAAGUUCUCACAUUGUCACCAUACAUAUCCGCAAGAAGCCACUCCAUGUCCACACCCACUACCGCACAUUCACUAAAUUUGACUCCUUCGGCAACUCUCCCAUUCCCGCUUCCAAACAGCGCUUCGUCCCAGCAUCUGGCACCUACCCUAAGGGUUUCUUAAUCGGCAGUACAAAUGUCGGGAUAAAACCUUCUAGUCUAUCCCAACCCGACUUGAUUUUGGUGACGAGUGAGAAAAAAUGGGAGACAUGUGGAGCUGCUGUACUUACAAAGAAUGAGUUCCCAGCUGCUAGUGUGGUUGUUACUAGGGAAUUAAUUGAGAAAAAUGGGAGAAUGGGGUUGAGGGGUGUGGUUGCGAAUUCGUGGUGUGCAAAUCUACUUACGGGGGAACAGGGGCUGGAGGAUUCGAGAAAGAUGAGUAGGGAGGCGGCUGACUCUGAAUUCUCGGGCUUAGGUAUGGGUGGGCAACGACUCCCUAUUGAUAACAUCAUCAAAGGCUUCCAAACACUCCACCAAAACAUGGGUACCACUCAUGAUCACUGGUUACAAGCCGCUUGGGGUAUUUGCACAACCGAUACCUUCCCCAAACUCGCAUCCCGGGCCUUCACCCUCCCAUCCUCACCAAACACUACCUUCUCUAUCGCAGGUAUCACCAAAGGCGCGGGAAUGAUCCAUCCAAAUAUGGCUACCACACUUGGCAUAAUCUGCACUGAUGCACCCGUUGCACCUUCCGCUCUGCAACAGCUCUUGAAUACGGCAGCUGAUAAAAGUUAUAAUUGCAUUUCUAUCGAAGGCGAUACAAGCACGAAUGAUAUGGUGACUAUGUUCGCCAAUGGCGCCGCUGCACCUACCCAUACUCCCAUCGAAUUUAAUUUAUCGGCAUCUUCCCAGUCUGAAGAUUUCAUUGUUUUCCAAAGGAUGCUCAUUGAGUUCAUGGCUGAUCUAGCAAAGUUGGUAGUAAGAGAUGGCGAAGGCGCAACGAAGUUUAUCACUAUACGAGUACGAAACGCGCCAACUUACCCAGCUGGCAAACAUAUUGCGUCCGUCAUAGCGCGUUCUGUCCUUUUCAAAACUGGUGUUUAUGGUAAGGAUCCAAAUCCUAUCGGUGUUCUGGCUGCGUUAGGCUAUUCUUUAAUGAAUACGGAAUUUGCUGGAAAAGGGAUCAUUAAGCGUGAAUCAACAUCCGUGAGUUUUGUGCCUAUUGAUGGUGUGGAUGAAUUGAAUUUUGUGAAAAAAGGAAGGCUAGUUGAAGUUGAUGAGGUGAGGGUUAAGGAGCUGAUGGAGAAAGAAGAUGUGGAGGUGGUGGUAGAUUUGAGAGAUGAUGGGGGUGGGAGUGGAGACGAAGCAGUUUAUUGGACGUGUGAUAUUACGCAUGAAUAUGUAUCGAUAAACGGGGAUUUCAGAAACUAA
Molecule: messenger RNA, 1416 nt
Organism: Sclerotinia borealis F-4128
Lineage: Eukaryota; Fungi; Ascomycota; Leotiomycetes; Helotiales; Sclerotiniaceae
Source: the annotation of a GenBank genome assembly